GAAGUACUGUUGCAAGAAUGCUAUUGGUAUUGAGAUAUAAAGAUGUGAUCGAAUAUAUGCUACUGAGGGUAAUAAGCACCUCGUUACUACGAUUUUGACAUUGCCGAAUUAAUAUCCGGAUCGUGUCUCAUUCCAUGAAGCUCGUUCAACUACAUAAUAUUUCAAGUCCGACACUUAUAUCUCCUUAAGGAAAAUGAGACGCCUAGCUUAUACAUACCAGACGUCUCGCCGGACAGUUUACUCAACUCAUACUAAGAGCCUCAAUAGGAUAAAAUAUAUAUCCACAAUGAGUCCUAACCGUAGUUUUCCGGCCCUGUUCGUCCGAGGCGGGACAUCCAACGGCCUAGUCAUCCAGCGCCAACAUCUUCCGGCGCAGGAUCAAUGGCACACGGUCCUCCCCGCGGCUAUGGGCGCGCCGGACCCGUAUGGCAGACAGUUAAAUGGGAUGGGCGGGGGCAUAUCGUCGACGUCGAAGAUAUGCGUUUUAGCGCCGUCGACGCGGCCCGAUGCCGAUGUGGAGUUUACGUUUGUGCAGGUCGGGAUUAGGGAUGGGGUGUUGGAUCUCGCGGGGAAUUGUGGGAAUAUGUCGUCGGCGGUUGGGCCGGCGGCUUGGGAUGAGGGGGUGGUUGGGGAGCGGGGGGAGAAGAUUAGGGAGGGGGAGGGGGGGUAUAGGGAGGCGGUGGUUAGGGUGUUUAAUACAAAUACCUCAAAGAUCGUACAUUCGCGAUUUAGAGUCGCAGGGGAUCCGCCGGUGUACUGCCCCGAGGGCGAUUACGAGAUGGAUGGUGUUCCGGGGACGCAGUCUAGAAUCACGUUGAGUUUUUUGGAUCCUGCUGGAGCGAAGACGGGAAAGGCGUUGCCGACGGGGAAUGCGGUCGAUGAGUUGGCGCUGCCGGAUGAAAGUACUAUUCAGGCUUCGUUGGUGGAUGUGUCAAAUCCGGGAGUAUUUGUCCGGAUAGACGAUCUAGGAAUUAAAGACGCCAGCCCGGAUACCUUCACCCCUCAAGCAGUCGAAUCGGACCCGGUACUCAAAGCUAGGCUGGAGUCCAUCCGACAAGCGGGCGCGGCAAAGAUGGGACUGGAUCCAAAGACGGAAAGCGUGCCCAAGAUCGUGCUACUAUUCUCAGACUCGGGCUCGGCGGAUGUCGAUAUCAGAUGUCUAGCAUUGUCAAUGGGUCAGGCGCAUAAGGCUGUACCUCUGACUCUAGCUUUAUGUUUAGGUGCUGCUGCGAAUAUGCCUGGGACUCUACCCGCACAGGUCCGUAGGAUAAAAGGAGAAAAACGUGAAAUUGGACCGGUUGUUAUUGGACAUCCCAGCGGGACGGUCGAGAUAGGGGCAACGACGGAGAACGGCCGGAUCGUCUCGGCGGAUUUGCUUCGUACUGCGAGGGUUCUUAUGAAGGGCCAGGUUUAUUAUUAAGACUGCAGAGAGUCGCUGCGGUGUGACAGCCCCCACGGGGCACCACGGCUCGUUCCAAGGUGCUACGGAGUUACACGUUCUGGAAACUGUGCAGAUCGAGGCGAGCCUUGUGCUAUGAAGAUGUGAUAGUUAGAGUCUUUCACCCUAAGCAAUUUGCUUGAUGUGAUCGCCAUCCUACUGCCAAUAAAACCACCGCCCCAACCUACUAUUUAUGCAUGCAUGUGAGGGCCGGGUCGAUUUAUUGCAUCAAGUCUGCUCCAGGCCCGGUAACUAUCAUGUAUACUACCUUACCCAUGUAUUAUUGCACAGCUACCUAAUGCAAAUAUUUGGAAAGCUCGUAUAAAGAUCAUAACGUCAACACUGCUCUCAGACUUUAGUACGACUCAGUAGAAACAGCAUUCUCGUUCCAUCCGGUGGCUGAGCAAAUGGUGGAUAGGAGAAAAGCUGGAGAAAUGGGGUGAGGAUGGCAUAAUUUGGCCAAGCCUGCCACGUAUGGAGUUGUGACGAUGAGAGGUAAGGCACAUUUUCCUACCGACUUAUUAGUUUGUGUUGUCCAUGAGGUUGACCAUUCGUAAAUAGUUUGGAAGCUAUAAUAACUAGUAGUAUUAUGUAGAGGUAGCUGUAAAUCGUGAC
Messenger RNA from Daldinia loculata, 2053 nucleotides. Its product is annotated as DUF453-domain-containing protein. The record is from RefSeq and is a predicted model, not a curated record. Bases 194 to 1420 code for a protein of 408 amino acids. The transcript is spliced from 2 exons. Lineage: Eukaryota; Fungi; Ascomycota; Sordariomycetes; Xylariales; Hypoxylaceae.